AUGAGCCAGGUUUCACAGGCUGUGGGUAUUUUGCAUCAACCAAGCCAAUUUCCUUCACAAACGGUUGUAAAUCCUAAAGACUAUAAGGAUUGCAAAGCCAUUAAUCUGAGAAGUGGAAAGAGCUAUGAAGGCCCAACCAUGCCUGCAGAGAAGGAGAAAAUCUCUCAAGAGGAGACAGUGGUAGAAGAGGUGGUGGAAGAAGAAGAACCAGUGGAAGAGGUGCCGCCUCCCAAGGCAAGUACCGUGAUACCUGCACCCCCUGCUGAGGUUAAGAUCCCAUUUCCACAACGCGUGCAGAAGAAGAAACUAGAUGAUCACUUCUCUAGGUUUGUUGACAUAUUUAGAAAAGUGAACAUCAACAUCCUGUUGGUAGAGGCGUUACAGCAAAUGCCUACAUAUGCAAAGUUUCUAAAAGAUGUGCUCUCCAAGAAGAAGAAGUGGACUGACUAUAAGACGGUGAACAUAUCUGAAAACUGUAGUGCCAUAAUUCAGAAAAAGCUACCGGCCAAGCUUAAAGAUCCUGGGAGUUUCAACAUCUCAUGCGUCAUUGGAAAUGACAGACAGACAAAGGCACUUUGUGAUCUGGGGGCGAGUAUAAAUUGUUUGGAAAUAAACACAUGCAAUCACGAAUAUGAAAGAGAAUGA
Salvia splendens (bonfire salvia) is the source of this 645-nucleotide messenger RNA. RefSeq lists its product as uncharacterized. The record is from RefSeq and is a predicted model, not a curated record. The transcript has a single exon. Bases 1 to 645 code for a protein of 214 amino acids. Lineage: Eukaryota; Viridiplantae; Streptophyta; Magnoliopsida; Lamiales; Lamiaceae.